AUGGCGAAAGUACCAGUCAUUCCGAUUCUCUCCUCUCCCGAAGACGAAGCCGUGGGCGUUCCUUCGUCUCACAAGCUGAGCUCGAAAUAUGCAAUUGAGAACUCUCCUUCCAUCGAGAGAAAGAAGAGAAAGAGAUUGAAGAGAAGAAAUGAGACCCCAGAGUCUCCGAGAUCUUCUAAGAAGACGAGAUUGAUCAAGCUUCGCGUACCGGGUAGCAAGGACCCGAAGAAGGGCAGUCCCGAGCUCAUCACUCUAUCCCCGAUUGCCUCACUCCCUCUGGCCCAUAGGCCCAGUCACCCAUUCGUGAAGACCUCUACAUUUCACGCCGAGCGCAAGGCUGUCGAGUCAGAGACUGAAGAGCCCCCGAUGUUUUCCGGGAGGAACAGCGAGGAUGAAGAGCCGGUUGCGACCGUCGAGGCUGGUGGUUUCUACUCGGACGACGAGCCUAUGGCUAGCACCUCGCACAAGAGAAACCCGUUCGCUGGACAGAUCUCCAAAAUUCCCGAGCAGGCCAUUGAAGACAGAUCCAGUCCCGACCUCAGCACCCAGCCUGCCCAGAAACUCGAACCUUCCACCUACGUUCCUGGAAAAGAGACACUCGCAGAUGAUGAUAACUGCUAUAUCUCCAAGGCCGCCUUCAACCUUCUUACAAGCCGCCAUGUGACUCUGCAGCACAUGGUCACGACAUUCAUCGACUCUGUGAACGACUUGAAGACUACAAGCAAGGGCGACAGGGACGUCCGUGACGGAAUCCUGGCAGAGGCUAAGUCUCUUCAGAUGGGCAUCAAGGCAGUUUCCCAUGCUGCAUUCGAGCUUCCGUAUGCCAAUCGAACUGCCGCCGCCGCCAGAGCAGCUGCGGAUAAGACCCUUAGAACCAUCGAGAAGUUCAACGAGAAGAAGAGAAUUGACGCUGAAGCCAAGGCCGCAGCUGCGGCGCAGCAAGUUGAGAAAGAAGAGCCAGAGAUGGCGGAACACGACGACUCUGAUGUUGGAGGCGAAGUGGAGGGUGAGGAGGAAGAGGAUGGUUUCGAGGAGCAGACAGCCGACACUGAUGGGAAACCGAUGGACGAGUCAGGGUAA
Colletotrichum fioriniae is the source of this 1080-nucleotide messenger RNA. RefSeq lists its product as uncharacterized. The record is from RefSeq and is a predicted model, not a curated record. NCBI's taxonomy places the organism in Eukaryota, Fungi, Ascomycota, Sordariomycetes, Glomerellales, Glomerellaceae.